UUGGAUCUUUAAAACCCCAUUUUACAGAGGUUGAUAUUGCAGCAACACGUAUUUGUUUUAGUUUUGUGCACGUCGCUGUCUGCGCCUCCAGGCGCACCAAUUCAGCACAUUUUCCAGCAGAGAUCGUUGUGACCAAAUAAAACGCUUUUUAUUUGGGCCUGUUUGUGUUCUGCCUGUUUUCAUGAAGCCGGGUCAAUGUCCCAUACCGGAGAUGAUUCCACACUGUGCUAAAAGCUGUUUCCAUGAUGGCCAGUGUCCCGCCACACAGAAAUGUUGCCCAACCACCGCUGGCUUUGCAUGCAGUGAACCACAGGGCCAGGGCAGCGGCCAGGGCCAGGGGAGCAGCCAUGGCCAGGGGAGCGGUUAUGGUCAGGGAAGCGGAAGCGGUUAUGGCCAGGGAAGCGGUUAUGGCCAGGGGAGCGGCCAGGGGAGUGGCCAGGGGAGCAGUUAUGGCCAGGGGAGUGGCCAAGGGAGCGGUUAUGGUCAGGGUAGCGGCCAGGGAAGUGGUUAUGGCCAGGGAAGCGGCCAGGGUCAGGGUAGCGGCCAGGGAAGUGGUUAUGGCUAGGGUAGCGGCCAGGGAAGUGGUUAUGGCCAGGGUAGCGGCCAGGGAAGCGGUUAUGGCCAGGGUAGCGGCCAGGGUCAGGGAAGCGGUCAGGGUAGCGGCCAGGGCCAGGGUAGCGGCCAGGGAAGCGGUUAUGGGCAGGGAAGCGGCCAUGGUCAGGGUAGCUGCCAGGGAAGCGGCCAUGGCCAGGGUAGCGGCCAGGGAAGCGGCCAGGGUCAGGGUAGCGGCCAGGGAAGCGGUUAUGGCCAGGGAAGCGGCCAUGGCCAGGGUAGCAGUCAGGAAAGCGGCCAUGGCCAGGGAAGCGGUCAGGGAAGCGGCCAUGGCCAGGGUAGCGGUCAGGGUCAGGGUAGCGGCCAGGGUCAGGGAAGCGGCCAGGGUCAGGGUAGCGGCCAGGGAAGCAGCCAUGGCCAGGGAAGCGGUUAUGGCCAGGGAAGCGGUCAGGGAAGCGGCCAUGGCCAGGGGAAGCGGUCAGGGAAGCGGCCAGGCUCAGGGCCAGGGAAGCGGCCAUGGCCAGGGUAGCGGCCAGGGAAGCGGCCAUGGCCAGGGUAGCGGCCAGGGAAGCGGCCAUAGCCAGGGGCCAGGGAAGCGGCCAUGGCCAGGGUAGCGGCCAGGGAAGAGGCCAUGGCCAGGGUAGCGGCCAGGGAAGCGGCCAUGGCCAGGGAAGCGGUCAGGGAAGCGGCCAUAGCCAGGGUAGCAGCCAGG
This is a messenger RNA of Sinocyclocheilus grahami, 1264 nucleotides long. RefSeq names its product glycine-rich cell wall structural protein 2-like. Gene Ontology annotation, molecular function: peptidase inhibitor activity. The transcript has 10 exons. Gene Ontology annotation, cellular component: extracellular region. NCBI's taxonomy places the organism in Eukaryota, Metazoa, Chordata, Actinopteri, Cypriniformes, Cyprinidae. The record is from RefSeq and is a predicted model, not a curated record.